AUGUCCUCUUCUCCUCCAAGUGAGAAGAUCCCGAAUAGGAGGCUGAGGAUGAAACUCAUCCUCCACUUCCACAUCCAAUCCGCGAAAGGCAUUCGAUCCUCGCGAACGAGACGCAAACGACUUUUAUUCGUCCUCGAUGUCGACGGGUUUGAUCAGGAGCAACGUAAACAUCGAACGAAAAUCAUAAAGAACACGGAAAACCCUCGUUGGGAAGAACGAGGGAGCAUGGAUUUAGGUUUUAUGAGUAAUACGAAUAGAAACGAGAAGAUACGAAUGUCCGUGUGGGACGUGAAGACGAAAACGAACCACAAGUGUAAAGGCACACGAGCGAUUGCGAUGAAAGAUUUAAUCGGCAGCAUCGAUACGUUUUUUACGAACGAUAAAGAGGAGAAAGAAAAAAAGAACGCGUUAGACGUGGAAUUAGAAGGAUGCACGAGAGGUAUUGGAUCGGUACAAGUGGAAUUGACGUUUACGAAAGAGGCGGUUUUCGUCGCCGAAGAAGAAGAGGACGAGGUGUUCAAGACGCCCAUUUUGAAAGUGAAAGAAGAGGACAAAGGAACUGUCGCGAUUAUUGAAAAGAAGAAGUCUGAGAAGGAGAGCGACGAUGUAGAGGACGAGAACGACUCCGACGACCCGUCUAAAGAGGAACUCUUGCGUGAACGCGUAAAGAAAAUGCAAACGGAAUCGAUGGAGAAGAAGUUGGAGCGCAUGGAAGAUCCGGACAUGUUGACGAAAGAGGAGAGGCGAAUUUUGACGGAAGGCGCGAGCGUGGCGAAGGAUUUAGGCGCGAAGUUGCCGAAAUAUUUCGACGACGUGUCGUCGGCGUCGAGGGGUAACGGUCUGUCCCGCGACGCGGAAGAGGAAAAGGUUGAGGAAGAGGACGAGUGGGAGAACGCGCUGCCGACAAAGAAGAAAAAUCCAAAGAAGAGCGAAGCAGUAUCGAUGUCACCGGUGAAGAAAGUUGUGAGUGGUAAUGAUUCGUUACGAAAAUUGGAAGUCGUCGAUGCGUCUAUCGAUCUCCUCGAACAGCAGCAGCCGUCGUCGCCGACUGUGAUUCCAGAACGAAAAGAUGUCGCGACAUCUUCAUCGAAUAUUUUACCGACAACAGACGAGAAAAAGAGUAACGCAAUGAACGAACUGCGGAGGAAACAGUCCAGCGAACGCAUUCACGCGCGCGCUGUUGCCGCUCGAGAGGCGUUGAGACAGUCCAAGUCGUCGCAAAUCAACGAUGAGUUGGACGAGUUAUACGAACGCGUCGUCGUUUCUCCUUCUUCCGGCGGAGGAAAAGAGAACACGACGCAUCGAGGGACGGCAUCGUCCUCGGAGGGUGUCACUGUCAAAAAGGCUACAUCUCUACAUUUGUCCUCUUCCUCUGAAGAAGGAGAAGAAGAAGAAGAAGAAGAAGAACCCGUCGUUUUCAUUUCCUACGCGGAAAAACCAAAACCGAUGACUCUGGCCGAAGCGGAGAUGUUUCGAGACGCCAAGAAAGUCUCGCAGUUGAUGCAAAGAGCCGAAAGCGCUUUCACGAAGUGGAUGUGA
Bathycoccus prasinos is the source of this 1539-nucleotide messenger RNA. RefSeq lists its product with no specific name. The transcript has a single exon. The coding region runs from base 1 to 1539 and encodes 512 amino acids. The record is from RefSeq and is a predicted model, not a curated record. NCBI's taxonomy places the organism in Eukaryota, Viridiplantae, Chlorophyta, Mamiellophyceae, Mamiellales, Bathycoccaceae.